Aspergillus puulaauensis is the source of this 3465-nucleotide messenger RNA. RefSeq lists its product as uncharacterized. The transcript has 5 exons. Lineage: Eukaryota; Fungi; Ascomycota; Eurotiomycetes; Eurotiales; Aspergillaceae. The coding region runs from base 1 to 3465 and encodes 1154 amino acids. Gene Ontology annotation, cellular component: nucleus; exosome (RNase complex). The record is from RefSeq and is a predicted model, not a curated record.
AUGCCACACAUGGGAUAUCCUUUGAUGCCCGGGCAGUUGCCUACGCAUUCCUAUGUGCCUCAGCCUCAACCACAGCCAUCAACGAACAACCUGGUGCAUCCUUCUCAGUCGAACGCGACAGAUUCGCAGCUGAUGGCGAUUACAAGUUCAAGGCAGGAUUUGGAUCGGGAAGAAGGUGAAUUAACUGAUCUUGAGGGCGCUACGGGAACGGAGAAGCGUGGCUUUCGACGCCCCAAGGGGAGAGCUGGCGGCAACUGGAAAUACCACGGGGCGGGUAAUGGAAGAGAGCACGGGUUGCAGGCGGAACAAUCUCAGUUGGCGACUUCGGGCGGGCUCCACCCCAAACAUGACGACCGUUCUGCCAUCGCCGCGGAGACUCGCCGGGAGUCGCUAUCAGAAAUUGAAGAAGGCGAGGCAUUACCCGAGCCUCGCGCAUCUAGUAGAGAUAGCGGAUCCCCUUACAAUCCCCCCAUGCCAACAGAGGCCAUAUCGCCCCCCAUGCCAAAAUCUUUAUUUGAACCCAUGAAGACUACUAGUGAAGGCAUGGGCGCUCUAGACUCACUUCUUCCCUCCUCCGUCGACCAACAUUCGUCCUCUAUUAAUGGCGUUUCGCUUGCCCAACUUCGGGUGCAAGCGCAAGGUGCCCUCCUCAGCUUAGCACCACACAAUAUCCGUUACAGUGAGCUUGUUGGAGAAGGUAUCAAUCCCACGAUACUUAAACAACUUUAUGAAGAAGUUGGCAUCAAAGUUCCAACCACACCCCUCGCGGAUCUUGACCCUGUAGCAGGCUCCAGUGACAAUCUUCAACCCGGGGCUAGCACGUCAGUCAUAAACGAGAAAGAAAAUCAACCUACACAACACCUCGAAGCUCAACAUGGUGCUACGCCAAAGCUAACAUCCAUUGAGGCGCGACCCACACUUCACUCUAAUCAGCCCAAUACAGCUAAACCUAUGGAACGGAAAGACAUGAUCGCGCGAAUGCUCGCUGCCAAAGCCGCUAAGAGCUCAUCCGUCCCCGCACCAACUCAGCCGGAUAUUGAAACUACCGUCUCAUCGCCUCAAGCCCUGCCUUCUGCAGUUGAUGAAUCUACAACAACUACUCCUUCACGAGAUACGUCCGUGAACGAAAAAGAAGCACGCGUCAAGGAAAAGAACAAGGCGCAAACUGAACUUGCGAGGCAACGCAUUGAACAACUGAAGAAGCAAGGACUCAUGAGGAAUCUACAGAAGUCGUCAUCUGAUAGCCUUAUUCCAGAGAAAGAACUGCAAAAUUCUGUCCAGGAGGCACCGCAAGCCCACGCAUCCUGGACUGUUCAGCAUCCGUUACCUGAACGCCCACCCGUUCCGGAGUCUGCUUCUCUUGAUCAAAUCCCUGGCCUAUUUAUGACAGAGAAGGUGCCGGAAGCGAUAAACGGCGCACAUGUUACCCCUAUCCAAGAAUCAAUACCCGAAUCGGCACCUUGCCCUCGUUCAAGCCAACGCAAACGUCCUCGUGCAUCGGAUUUUGAUGAACCAAUCCCCCUACCUAAAAGGGCCUUCAGCAACAGCACCAGCCAUGAAAUACCUGAGAGACUUGUUAUCGAUAUAAGUGACGAUGAAUUCUAUGGGGACGAAGAGGAAGCAAGCGUGCACGCUGAAACAGCCUUUGCACAUCCUUCUGACGCUUUGACUGCAGAAGGAUUAAUCCGAGUAUAUCCGCCUCCGGCUGAUGGUCUUCCUCAUCGCCCGGCGACUUCCCAGAGCCAGGGUCUUUCUACUUCCUCAACGCCGAACAAUCUUAAAAACACCGAACAGGAAGACUUGAGGAAAAAGGAUCUUCAGAUUCAAGCUAUGCACCGAAGGAUUGCCGAGCUCGAGCAACGUAAAAAGGCAAAGCUAGCAAGCCGUACUCAGUCCCCUCGUGCUUCAGACCUAUCCCCUCCCGAACUCGUUAAUAUGCCCGAAAUAUCUGAUCCGUCUAUGUUGAAUAUUGAUGACAAAGGCGUGGACGAAAUUCUAGGGCCAAUGGAUGCUGAUGGAUUAAGGAAAAUGAAGUCUAAAAUAUUACGAAUUCAGGAGAUCGAAGCUGGUGUUCCUUCUCUGGACGCGGAAAUACACAAGUCUGAAAUGAAGCUUGCUGACACGAGAAGCGAAGGAGAGAGAUUAUCGUCGGAGCUAGCGAAAGGCAAAGAAGGCCGACGACAACUUCUACAAGAGCUCAACACCCUGAAGCUAGAGGUUUCUGGUUUAUCGCUUGAUCGUAUAAAUGUCGCAUUGAUUGACAUGGAAGCAAAGGAGAAAAUGCCCGUCGACGUUGUUCAAGCUCAAGGCUAUGAGAACAAGGCAUUAGAAGAAGACACAGCAGCCCCGGAUUUGUCAGAAGCAGAUGAGCAAGCUCACGAAGAUACUAUUUUGGCGCAACACGCCAAUCCUCCAACUUCAAACCCCCCGGCCGCUGACCAUGUUCCCGAUGUUCCUAAUGUUGAUAUACCCGUCCCGGACGCGCCCGCCGCAGAGCCAUCAGACACGUCUAUGUCAGAAGACUCCAGCUCUUCAAUGGAUGAAUCUACAGACGAUUCAAGCAGCGACUCCGGUUCGUUAAAUGAAGAGAUACCUGACGCACAGGAUCCUAACAUGGAUCCAAUUGCGCCCAUGGAAGAAAUGGUACUAGCUGCCCCAGGCCUUCCGAAUGGACCCCAAGGAUCACAGCCGGAGGAUGCGCUAUCCACAGAUAAAGCCCCCAACGCUCCAACCCAAACCGACAUGCUGUCUAGGGCUGGCGCUGCAGAGUCGGAGAACCUCGAUUCACCAGAAUCUCCCGCCUCGGAAGCUUAUGAGCCGCCAGAACCCGAAGAAUCUGCUAGUGCUUCUGAUACGAGUUACUCCCCUGCUCCUAGCCCUGACUUCCCCAGCCCUGACACAAAUAUGGAAAUCUCGGGGUCUUCAGAAGAACAAUCACAAGUCGCUGGUGAGCCGCUAACUGAAAAGGUCCAGGAACUGGAUUUACAGCAACCAAGUCAAUAUCCCCAGAUUGACCUUCUGGAUAACACGCGACGCCCUGAAGACUCACAGCGUAAAUUCUCACCCUACACUAGUCCGCUCAAGCUGUUCAAGGCCUAUCGAUACCAUCCAGACUACAACGACAAGGUGUCCGGCGGCUAUCGCUCUCUAACUUAUAGCCAUAAUAUUGACCCCUUGAAACAUUUUUGUCCCUUUGAGACCUCAGGUGGUGUCUGCAAUGACCGUUCCUGUGAAUAUCAACAUUUCCGGGACAUGGCUCUCAGCGAUGACAAAAUUCUCGUCCAAAUGGGCUCUCUACGGGAAGGCAAAACACCGGAAGAGUGUGACAGUUACGUUGCUGGAUUAAAAGAAACCAUCAACGACAUGCGGCGCGACAGGGUGAAGGACAUGAAUACUGUGGCCACAGAGAUUGCAGGAUAUCGUAGACGCUUUCUUCAAGAUCCCACUCGGGUCUUGGCGCUGUAA